Tigriopus californicus is the source of this 2715-nucleotide messenger RNA. RefSeq lists its product as uncharacterized. The record is from RefSeq and is a predicted model, not a curated record. The coding region runs from base 129 to 2657 and encodes 842 amino acids. NCBI's taxonomy places the organism in Eukaryota, Metazoa, Arthropoda, Copepoda, Harpacticoida, Harpacticidae. Gene Ontology annotation, cellular component: mitochondrial inner membrane. Gene Ontology annotation, molecular function: ribosome binding. Gene Ontology annotation, biological process: inner mitochondrial membrane organization; protein insertion into mitochondrial inner membrane from matrix. The transcript has 2 exons.
UCAGGGUUCAUGCUAGGCAAGAAACACUCAUGGAUAGCAUGAGUUUGUCUACGACAGACGGAGUUUACAUCAUUCCGCAAACCAACAUGGCCCCAAUGUCCAUCCGAGGCUGAAACGUUGACGACGCCAUGUACGCCUAUCCCGGGUCCGUUCGAGUCGUGGGCUUAGCCCGCACACUCCGGCUUCAACGCGGGUUGAGACAGUUCUCGGGCAGCAGCCCACCGGCGCUUCAUGGGCUGACUUAUGCCUUGCCGGACUUGCAGCCGCUGGAAGUCCAGUACGUAACGGAUCAAGUGCGUUUACUGGGCCAAUCCCAUCUGAUCGAGUCGGGCGAUGGGCAAUUGGUCUGGCAGGAUUCGCCCUUGGACACGACUCAACGAGUUCGUCGUUAUUACCCGCACUUUCUAGCUCACGUGCCCGUUUACAGUUUAAACAUCAAAUCCAAGUUAGCUCGCCCCAUUUAUCUUGAGCGACUGGCCUGCGGGUUUCGCUCAGUCGGUGUGUCUGAGUCGGUCGUGCAUGACACGCCUAACGUGUUCUUGUCGGCUGGAUUGCCGCAAUUGGCCCGACACGCCCUCCUAAGUCAGCAGUUCGGUUGCGUCAUGGCCUUUUUAUCGCGCAAGAUCUUGACGCGAGAAGUCCGUACCAAAGUGUUGCGCCAAUGGUGGACCGAUCUCGAGCGGACUUUGGUGGCCUUAGAACUGUCGCUCGACGUGCGGCCAGUCACUGGACAAUGCCAGGCUCUAUUUGACCAAUGUCAAAGUGGUGGCGUCACAUUGGGUCAGUUUCAAAAGACGGCCAUCAGAGGCGUGUUGAGUGAGCUGUGCGCCCGUGGCACGCCGGAUGUCCGCCGAUCCGCCGCCCUGUUCACGCCAGGUCAAAUCACGAAAAAGGACGCCGUUUCGGUGGUGCGGAACUUUUACUGGUUGGUGAGCGUACUCGGAGUGGAUGUGUUUUCCUCGCCUGAACGCUUUAAAUGUGUCAUCCGGCUGUGUCCAUUGGAGACUUUGGUCUUCAUGAACGCUUAUUACGAACAACUCGUGCAACUCGACCCGAGCUUGACACCCCUUGACGGAUUGAACUAUUUCCGCACCGCCGGCUUGAAUUUGAUCCUUCGACCCAGUUACGAUUUCCCGCCUCUGGCGCGUGUACGCUUAUUGAGAGACAUGGGCUUCACUUCCGAUCAAAUCCGGGAUAUUCUCCUGAGUAAACCUGCCAGGUUUAGUGACACUGCCACCUAUGACCCCAAUGGCCACCGCUUCCACUUCUCGUCGCCAUACUACGUCUCCGAGUUCCGACGCCGAUUGGCUAUAUUAAACGAAGACGAAAAUCUAGCCAAGUGUACCUCGCCUUUGAAAAAACUCCAUGCUAUGAGUCAUUGGCGGGGUUUUUUGGAAACGAUCCGUUCGGUAAGCCAAGGUCGCAAGGAAUCGGUGAUCUUGGCCUUGGCUUCUGACAAUCCGGUGGACUCGGUCGUACCUGCCCAAUGGUGGACGCCCGCGGGCAAAUUGAAGCGCAAAGAGGGUGUGGUUGAGUUCCUGGCCACGUUUCUGGAACAAGACCCGAUUCAGGUGGGACGUGAUGUGGAAGGUCUCUUCAGCCACGUAUCAGCCUUGACGCUCAACGAGGGUAUACAAAAACUGACUGAGCUCGAAUUCUCCCAUGAGCAGAUACGAAAUGCCGUCCACAUCCUAGGAUAUCCGCACAAAUUGAUUGUGGACACCCUGGCGCGCAUGGAGAAGGAUAUGCCCGAACAUUUCCCGGAUUGGUCUCAAUCCCGCGCUGAACCCUACAUCCUCCAAGCUUGUUUGUAUUUCAUCGAAAAAGACAAUGGAUUCAUACCGGCGGCCCAGCUGUAUUCGGCUGAACGCCAGGGACCCGAGUUCUCCGCUCCCAUCUUGGACGAAUGUAGUCGCAUCCUGGAUCAUCCCAAUCCGAAUCGCUCGACUCUGCUACAAAAACGGCCAAUUGAUCUACCAACGUCAGAACUGCGUGGGAAAAGCGCCUUCAUCCCAGUCAGAGAUCCUGAGCUCAUGGAAUCGCCAUGGACGCCAAUGCAAAAUCAAAUCCGCCAUUUCUCGUCUUCUAAUCAACUAUCCUCGAACUUCGAAGAGAAGCUUGGGGAUCUGGUCAACCAAACGCUGUAUGUGAACCCGUUGAAAGUACUACAAAUCUCGACGGAGUUCCAGAAGCUCAAGGAGUGGGACCCACUUCUCGAAAAGAGUACCUUUGUCGAAGCUACGAAGCAAGCCGUUUCCCUGGUGUCGAAAUACGUGAGCGAGAACAAAUUUUCCGAGCUCACAGGGCUGCUAUCCAAACGUGAACGGGUUCGCUUGCAAGAGGAAGUCGAGACCAGAUGGAGUGAUCUUCAACGAAAUAACAUUUCCUUGACUCUGGACGAGAUCAUCGGAUCUUAUCCCGAUAAAGUGUUUCAGUACACGGUGGCCUAUCAAAAGUUCUGUGACAUUGAUGUGAUUGUGCCGGCUUGGAAGAUGAACGAUCAUGGUCAGCGAAUGGCCUUUGUCAAGAUUCGAGCCCGAUUCAAUCGUGAUUACACUGAGCACCGUCUCCCUGAAUGGACAAUCACCAAGUUCGAAGUGGAGACUUUCAAGCUUUUGGACGGGAGUGAUGAAAGUGAAGAAACGCCAGAGAAAUGAGUUGUUUUGGAAAUAACUGGCUUUCUAUCGAUUUCGAAAUAGAAGGGUAUUUUUGUUA